Messenger RNA from Dicentrarchus labrax (European seabass), 5651 nucleotides. Its product is annotated as nucleotidyltransferase MB21D2. The record is from RefSeq and is a predicted model, not a curated record. The transcript has 2 exons. The coding region runs from base 210 to 1718 and encodes 502 amino acids. NCBI's taxonomy places the organism in Eukaryota, Metazoa, Chordata, Actinopteri, Moronidae.
AUUUAUUGGAUUAAUUACAAACAACAACAACCGUGCAACUUCCUGUCAGCGCAUUUAUUUUGAAGGCGGCGACCACCGGAAGUAGAGUCGCAGUUUCCGGUGGUUGUUUGGUGUGGUCCGUCUCGGCUCGGCUCGGCUCGGCUCGGCUCGGAGCGGACCAGCAGCAGUCUCAGCCGUAGUGAACCUGUGUGUGUGACCGCGGAGGAAAGAUGGCGGCCCCUGCUCUCUCCAGUCGGGCUGGCUCGGCGGGCAGCCUCGGGAACAGCCCCACGAUGGCCGCCGGGAGGCUGCCGGGAGGCGGCGGCGGGCCCGAGCUCGACUUCAGGUCGGCGGCCCGGAUGGAGGACGUGAACCGGCUCAUCCAGGAGUUCAGCAAGCACGACCAGCGGGAGUACGACGACCAGCGGGCUCUGGAGAUCCACACGGCCAAAGACUUCAUCUUCUCCAUGCUGGGAAUGGUCCAGAAGUUGGACCAAAAGCUCCCGGUGGCCAACGAGUACCUCCUCCUGUCGGGAGGCGUUCGGGAAGGUGUGGUGGACAUGGACUUGGACGAGCUGAGUGUCUACGCUCGUGGCACAGACUACGACAUGGACUUCACCCUGCUGGUCCCGGCGCUCAAACUCCACGACCGCAACCAGCCAGUGACCCUGGACAUGAGGCACUCGGCCCUGGGCCACUCCUGGCUCAGCCUUCGCCUCUUCGACGAGGGAACCAUCAACAAGUGGAAGGACUGCUGCACCAUCGUCGACCACAUCAACGGAACCACCAACUACUUCUUCUCUCCGACGCUGGUGGCCGACUGGUUCUACCAGUCCAUCUCCCUGGUGCUGCUGGAGGUGCAGAAGAAGCCGCAGCGAGGGAUGCCGAGAGUGGAGAAGGUGGAGAGGAACGGGACCAUCAUCUCCGUCAUCCUGGGCGUCGGGAGCAGCCGGAUGCUCUACGACAUCGUCCCUGUGGUGUCGUUUAAAGGCUGGCCGGCCGUCGCUCAGAGCUGGCUGAUGGAGAACCACUUCUGGGACGGGAAGAUCACCGAAGAGGAGGUGAUCAGCGGCUUCUACCUCGUCCCCGCCUGCUCCUUCAAAGGCCGCAAGGAGAACGAGUGGCGCCUCUCAUUCGCCCGCAGCGAGGUGCAGCUGAAGAAGUGCAUCUCGUCCAGCCUGAUGCAGGCGUACCAGGCCUGUAAAGCCAUCAUCAUCAAGCUGUUGUCCCGCCCCAAAGCCAUCAGCCCCUACCACCUCCGCAGCAUCAUGCUGUGGGCUUGUGACCGCCUUCCCGCCAACUACCUGGCCCAGGACGACUUCUCCGCCCACUUCCUGCUGGGCCUGAUCGACGACCUGCAGCACUGCCUCGUCAACAAGAUGUGUCCCAAUUACUUCAUUCCCCAGUGCAACAUGCUGGAGCACCUGUCGGACGAGACCGCCAUGCUGCACGCCCGCAAACUCUCCUCAGUGCGCUCCGACCCCGCCGAGCACCUCCGCACCACCAUCGAGCAUGCCAAGGCUGCCAACAGGCUGACGGUGGACCUGCAGUGGCGAGGCAGCGCUAACAACCUGCCGUCGCCGCAGUCCGACGCCGGCGGAGAGAACCAGCCAGAUGACCGGCUGGCCAAGAAGCUUCAGCAGCUGGUCACAGAGAAUCCUGGGAAAUCCAUCUCAGUCUUCAUCAACCCGGACGACGUCACGCGACCGCACUUCCGCAUCGACGACAAGUUCUUCUGAGACUGAGACAUGUUCUGCCAGACCUCUUCCUCCCCCUCUUCCUCCUCUUUCUCUCUGCCUUCCUCCUCCUCGCCUGGUGCCCCGCCUCCUCUGAAACUUUAUUUUUUACAUUUUUUAUGUUUCUCUGCCACAGAGUGAAGUGAGGUGAUCGUCUAGUUGUGUCUGCCACAGUUUUUUAUUUUUUUAUUUUUAUUUUUCUAUUCCCGCUCCCCUCUUCCCCCCUCUUUCACUGUGUGCCCUGUGUUUUUUACCUGCUGAAUGCCUUUUAAAUAGACAGCUGAAUAGCAGCAGGUUGUUUUUAAAACUGAAAGAUGAGGACAAAAAUCCACCUUAAGAUGGAAUUACUGUUCCAAUGUUACGGUAGUUUAAUUAUCAGGGAUCCUGGAAAUGAGACGAAAGCAACAAACUCCUGAAAACGUCACCGAGGAUUGUUCACACGCGAAGCCUUCAGUAAUCAGGGAGCAGGAAUAUGAUGAAGAAUAAAACUCUUAUUACAUAUUAAGCUAAGCUGCAGCUGAUAGAAGACCUGCAACAUUUAGGAAAAAUUACACUAAAUGUAGAAAAGUACGUAAGUUAUAAUCUUGUGACACUAAGUUUUUCAUAAUAUAGUUAUAAUAAUACUUUAAUUACUUGUUCUUAGAAUUAUGACAAACCCAGUUCCCUCAUAAUGAAAGGUAUUAUCUAAUAAUUGUGAUUAUAAAGUCAUAACUAUGAGAUAAAAUCUGAUAAACAAGCCCAGCAUUAAUAAUGUCAUCAUAAUUCAGUAUCUCAGAAUUUAUUGGCACUAAUUUCUCAUAACAAAGUACAUUACGAAAGUGUCAUAAAUGUAUUUAAUUAUGAGAUUAUGUCUUUAAAAUUAUGAGAGUUUUCAUAAUAGUGACCAGUUGUCAUAACGAAGGGUUAGUUUCUCAUAAUUAAGAUUAUUUUAAUGAAAUUGUCACAAUUAUGAGGCAAUAUCUCAGAUUCUGUCUCAUAAAUUAAAAGAUCUUCAGUAAAUUAUGAGAUAAUAUCUUUAAAUUAUGAGAAAGUUAGUUCCACAAACGUAUAAAAGAGUCUUAAACUCACUUUGCUCUUUUAUUCGGCUCAGAUAUCCGCAGCAGCAGCUCAGCGUCGGAACAGCUACAGGAUUGUUGAGUGUGACUGUAUCAGAUUGUAGACGCACUCAGGAGUUUAAUAUGUACGUACAGACGUCUCAGACCAGGACUAAAGAUUACAGAGUUCAGCUUGAAGGUGGAUUUUGUCCCUCUGAGGAAUGUCUUAUGGUCCGCUGGGGGCCGGUGGUACUAACGUCUUAGAAACUAACUGUAAAUAGAAGAAAACUGACUGAACGAGAAUAAUAGACUUUCAACGAUGAUGACGGUGACGAUGACGACGAUGAUGAUGAUGAUGAUGAUGAUGAUGAUGUGUAGACUACUUUUCGUCUAAUUUUGCACAGAAUGUAAAAAAACACCACUUUUCCUCUCGAUGGUGGACGCCGUGUUCGUCCUGAUUCAGAAAUGAUGUAUCAUAUCAGUAGACAGGUGGCGCCACUGAGGAACGGUCGUACUGCACGUUUUAAAUGUGUACAUUAACCGCUGGAGUAGCACGGAGCACACAGUGAUACUGCAGCAGCCUGGGCCACUUCAUAAUGGAUUUAUAUAUUCCUCUUUAAAGUCACUUUCAAUAUGAUAAACCUUGAAUAAUAACUUGGUGCACAGACACGAGUACUUGCUGAUACCAACUACCACAUUUUCAGCAGUAUCCGAAGAACUCUUGACUGAUUUUACGCCUCCGUCAACGAUACGUUGUCAUUCAUUAAGAGUUGAACCGCUAAUGCUGCCCACCUGUGUACAGUGGUGCAGUCUGGGGAAGUCGAUACAUCCCUUCCGGAAGUUGUGAUUUUUCGAUCACAACGUUUAAUUCAAUUCAGUUGAUUCCUGUGAAUUCUGCACAACCUGUCUGAACAGAACAUUUUCAGUGCUGUUUUCUUAGCGUUAAGCUAGCUGUGUUUACUUGUGGACAAAAUAGAAAAAAUAGAAGUGAUGGUACUCAGUACUGAUGAGUACAGGCCCAAUUAAAGCACUAAUCAACAAUAAAACAUUGAGCCACACGUCACCAAACUACUAGAGAUUUUAUUCUCUCUGGAAUAAGUUCCCUUCGACUUUUAAUGAAGUCUUUGCCCAACCAGCACAAAGGUCUUCAGCACUCGACUGCGUUUGUCAGUUUGGUUCUCACAUUAAAAUCCCUCUUGUGUUAGGCUCUUCUUCCUCAUUUGUUAUUAACAGAUGUGUUAAUAGGAAAGUGUUCCUCAGUAAGAAAGUAAUACAUAAUACAGUUAUUAUUACCGUAGUGAUUUAACGACAGAGAUAAAUUGGGGUGUCAUCUGCAUAUAAGCAACGUUUUUACCUUAAAUAUAGGAUUUGGCCCAGAUGCAGCAUAGAGGUUGAACAAUAGCGUUUAGGUUCCUCUUCCUCAUUUACUCGCUGUUGUUUUGAGUCUCAAAUUGGGAAAAUUCAGACUCAUUAAAGUGAAGCUGUAUGUGUGAGCGAGGUGUGACAGUAUCACUGUGUACUCGCAGCCCACAGUUUAACACUCAGGUUAAUCUGCUGCAUUACGACCGUCCUCAGUAACAACACUCACAAUAUUCCUUUAGACGUGAUAUCACUGGCAUAUCUUUCCACUUAUUCCUGUCACUUUCUGUUUUGUUUCCAUAGUUUUGAUCAGAAGUGAUCGUUUCAAUAAGCUUCACUGUAUCUGUACGACCUCGUAUGUGUUUACUGACCCGACUGAUGUUCUGUUUCUGCUGCUUUAUUUCUGUUUGUAGGGUUCAACUCUGCUUCAGUGCAACCAGCUCAGGAUGUGUCCCAACUGAAGCUCUGAUUAAAUAAUCGACUUGCUCAAACGGGUCAGGAGUUUAUUAAAAGUCAGCAAACGACAGAGAAUUGAGAAAUCAAAACGAUAUCUUGAUGUAGAUUAACUAACUAGUUAGCCUGUGUUUUGCUAACAUUAGCUUACUUAAGAUGGGACUAUAUAUAUGUCUCUUAACUUUUUAACAUCUUCAAAAUGCGAUUGUCUUUUCAUCAUGGACUAGCCUAGCAUGUAGCAUAUCUAAGAGCAAAAAGGGGCGGGACUUAUGAAGUGUUAAUCAGACAUUUCUACCCAUCAGAUCACUUUUAAUGACACAUUAUCUUUACAGUACACUACAGCUCUCAGUGAAGGAAGAAUAAAACACUAAAACUGAGUCUAAAGUUUGACUUUAAACAGAUACUUGCGCUUAUAGCUACCACGAGGCUUUGAUUGCACCUGUGUCUAAGCAUCAUGGGAGUUGUAGUUGGUCCCGAGCUGGUUGUGUUGAAGGCGAGUCGGCCCCAGUUUAUGUUCUCUUUGUGUUUUCAACCGUCCCAAACAUUUCCAGAAAUAUGCCAAAAAACCUGCAGACAUCUGACCGGCAAUGUGAUCUCCAUAUCCUCAUCCUCAAGUGCAAUUAGUGACAAUACACACACACACACACACACACACACACACACACACACACACACACACACACUGUAGCAUUAAGACUAAAAGACACUCCAACUCUGUUCAACCUGGUUUUAAUGAAGACAAACACAGCACACCGAAUCCCACUCACACACACACACUCAGAGGUUUUCACACCAUCAAAGUGCCACACACUCUCCUGCUCGGUGGAAAUGUAAUCAAUGUGUUGUUCUUCUGAGCUCCAUGACCUUUGACCUUACUCCUUUCUUUAUCUGUAUGUUCAGAACCUUUCGACUGUGAGUUUUUAUUUUCUCUGUAUCUUGCUGCUCUGCUUGGUUCUGAUGAUGGAUUUCUUUAUGCAAUGUUGACUUGGAUGGUUUAACCCUUCAGAUGGCAGCUCCCCACCCGUCUAUGAAGGUUCUCCACUAUAAUUCACUGUACAGUAGAGUCAUCAUAAAGUCUUUUAACCAGAAA